Molecule: messenger RNA, 3052 nt
Organism: Schistosoma bovis
Lineage: Eukaryota; Metazoa; Platyhelminthes; Trematoda; Strigeidida; Schistosomatidae
Source: the annotation of a GenBank genome assembly
UACAUUGGUAUAUGUCAUUUUAACAACUAAACUUGCCACUUUUUGAUUAAUGGAGUGAUCACGAGUUGAUUAUGUACAAAGUAGGACCUAGGACAUACGUGCAUUUAUCUGAGAUGCUAUACCUAUCAGGAAUAAAAGUCAAUGAUAAAAAACCGCGCUAGAUCUAUUAGUGUCCUUCUUAGGGUUUUUGGCUCGGAUUUUAUAACCAUCAUCCGAAAGCACUUGACUUUAACACUAUGAAUAGGCCUUCUCUAUUGUAACUUCAUGUACCAUUAUAAUUGAUCCUUUCUGUAGAAAUAGUGAUAAAGUAACACAAUUCCUGUAUCUUCUAUUAAAGUUAAUACUGGUAAUCACUCGAGCUGAUUAAACCACGACAAACGACGUUUACUGUAGAUGUGCGGCGGUUAGGACUGGUUCUUCAUCUGACUUUCUACCCAGUCCCUCAUCAGAUCCACUAGUCACGUCGUGCGUCAAAUGUAUCAUUCAGGUACUGUAUCUAAUUGAUAUGUUACGUGUAGUUAGUGACUUGUGUUGACCCUUUCGGCAAUUACUUCUAUGAAGAGUCCGAUUAUGGUUGCUGGAUCAGUUGCCCUAGUAGUUAAGCGCCUGGUAUAAACAUCAAAUUUGCAACCAGAGUUUAUCUAUUCAUGGUUUAGAACACAUUGUAAUUGGGCGGAAAUUAUUUAUCCUAGAGAAAAGAAAAGUGGAUCUCAGUAGGUAGUGUUAUAUGUAAUACGAAAUGUUAACACGAUCUUUAUGUUUUGAAGAGAAUAACCAACAAGUCCAUCGUCCACUCAUUAACUCACUACAUGCUGUUUGAUAUGUUUAAGUGCAUGAUUAUCUCUGGCGAACAAUUUGUGACUCUUAAUGAGGGGUAAAUUCCAAACAUCCCUCAUCAAACCGUUGAGAUGUAUGUUUCUUAAGUGAGAUAUUCUACACAAUGAAUAUGUGGUUAUACAAUAUGAGUGAUAUAGCACAGCAUUAUUGGUAGUGUAUCCCCUAUUUCUCUCCCUUUGAGUACUAAACGUCUUGUCACUUUAGUUUCUCUCUUUAUUGAUAUUUUUCUGGGAUAUCUUGUUUGCUUCUCUAUUCUGCAGUCGUAGAGUAUGUGGCAACUUCUUGACUCUUUUUUACGCUAUGUAGGUUGUAUUUAUGUACAAAAAUCCGUAACGUCUGGUAGUACUUGGUUAAAAGGUGGAGAGAGAAAACAAUCGUGAAACUCGUCUACUUCUUCUUCUAUGUGCUAUUCAACGACAUGCGUCUUCAAAUGAUCGCCUAAUUCACAGUAGUGUAAAGGAAAAUCGCUGGUCAAAUCCCGUAGUUUCCUAAAUCUUGCUAGACUUCUUUUAGUAUUACGAAAUCCAGGUUUUGUGUCUUAUGUACUUCAAGCUUAAGUGAAGUUAAUUACUCCAUAACUUGAUGAACAUAAGUGUCGUUUCGUUUUGAUUCCUUUUGUUACUAUUGUUAGGUUGCUCCUUGUAACCUUAAUGUACUUAAUCUAAUUUGACUGAAUAAUAGUAAUUAGUCCACUUGUAGGAGUUAGGACUUACGGCGUAAGACGCGAAUUCCCGCUUGGCUAACCAGUUUCUAGUUACUUUUUCCAGUUUUGUCGCAUGCCUUUAAAGUAACUUCUGUCAUUCUUUUUCCAGGUUCUUAUUAUAUAGACAUUUUCUUGUUAAUAAAUCGUACUGCAUAUCAAUUAAAAUCUUUCCAGAAUCUUGGCUUUGAUGGCGGCACCCGUGUUAACUAAGGAGGCUGCUGAAAAGACCGCGCGAUCUAUCUUCGUAGGUAACAUACCGUAUGAAGCGACUGAGGAAAAGCUUAUCGAACUAUUUAGCAAGGCUGGUCCUGUAAUCGGUUUUCGUUUGGUAUAUGAUAGAGAAUCUGGGAAACCCAAAGGCUAUGGAUUUUGUGAAUACAAUAACCCAGCCAUUGCUGCGAGUGCUUUGCGGAAUCUUCAAAAUAUUGAAUUCAAUGGUCGUCCGCUCCGUAUCGGACCAGCUGCUGGAGAACAAAAUUCUGCUGAACUGGCCCUAAGUAACCCAUCAGUUGGUCCACCACUUGAAAGCCCAUAUGGAGAUCAUAUUGACCCACAAGCUGCACCAGAAGCUAUUAGUCGAGCAGUUGCUAGCUUACCACCUGAACAAAUGUAUGAACUAAUGAAGCAGAUGAAACUUUGUAUACAAAACAAUCCUAAUGAAGCACGCAAUAUGUUACUCCAAAAUCCUCAACUAGCAUAUGCUUUACUACAGGCUCAAAUCGUUAUGAAGAUUGUCGAUCCCAAAGUUGCCAUCGCUAUGUUAAAUCGCAGUCAUGAUCAAAUCCCCCCUGCUAUGCCGGAUGAAGACAUGUCUAUGAGAGCACCAGUUAUGGCUUUUCCUGGUCAUAUCAAUCAGACACCACCUUCUGUGGGUCCUAACACUCCAGGAAAUCAUAUGAUUCCCAUGUCUUCACCUGGGUCUCACUUGCCACCCUCCGGCUUUCCACAUCACGGUGGACCUGGACCCGUCCCACAUCCAAGCCAUUUCGGUGUUGAACAAGUUCCACAAAGAAGUCAAGCACCUCAAGGAAUGCAACAGAAGUUUUAUCCAAAUAAUAUGCCACCUAAUGGGUUUCCUCCUAAUUCUGUUGCUCCACCAUCCCAGCCGCCUUUUGACUAUCCAUCGGGUCAAACACAGUCAUCAGCUGUGUCAGGACAACAACCACAUUUCAAUCCCAAUGGACCUCCAAAUAUGGCCGUCCGACCUCAAAGACCACCCGCUGCUCAAAUUACCCCUGCAAUUGCUGCAGCGGCAGCUGCAAGUAUGGGUCCCAAUAGUUUACUAGCAGGACAAGGUGAACAAGAAAAAGUCACACUUAUUAUGCAAGUUCUUCAGCUAUCAGAUGAACAACUUGCUCUCUUACCAGAGGAUCAACGACGCAGCAUUAUGAUUUUAAAAGAACAACUUGGCAAAACAGGAGCAAUUUAAUCCCUUAUAGUGUGUUAUUUAUUGAUAUUUACAGCAUCCCAAUAAAUUUGUAAUUUAUUAAAAAUAAAGCACUUGGAAUUAUG